Molecule: messenger RNA, 1938 nt
Organism: Hibiscus syriacus
Lineage: Eukaryota; Viridiplantae; Streptophyta; Magnoliopsida; Malvales; Malvaceae
Product: probable protein phosphatase 2C 46
Exons: 5
Coding region: 424-1617 (397 amino acids)
Biological process (GO): protein dephosphorylation
Molecular function (GO): cation binding; protein serine/threonine phosphatase activity
Source: RefSeq, a predicted model, not a curated record
UUUAUUUAUAUAAUAUAAGUUGUUGGGGGCUAAACCAAAAUCUUCUCUUUUCUCUGUGUACCAAAAAAAAAAAAAUUCAUCCAUUUCAUUGCCUUGAUCAGUAGUUGAAAAACCAACCAAAACCCAAACUUUCCCUUCUUCUAUAACUCUGGUUUGAUUCAUCCCUAGAUCUGCAAAUUCCAAUUUUAACAGUUGAAAUGAAGUUCCCCCCUUUCUUAUUCCCAGAUCCUUCUUUUCAUACCAAAAGUGUUGCUUACCUCCUGGUGUUCUUUGUUGUUGAUGUUGCUCUAGUGUUCCAUUAUUGUGUUGAGGAAGCAGAGGCGGAUUCGGGUCGCUGUUCGGUUUAAUUCGGGUUUGGUUAUUGUUAUUUUCGGUGGUCGUUUAGAUUAGGCUUAUUUGGAGGUUUUGUGGAUGAGAUGAGGGAUGUUAUCAGGGUUGAUUAACCUUUUGAAGGCCUGUUUUUGGCCGAGGUCGGAUCGUUAUGUUCACGAAAGCGCAGAUGUCGCAGGCCAUCAAGAUGGGCUCUUGUGGUACAAGGAUAUCGGACAGCAUAUUAACGGCGAGUUCUCCAUGGCGGUGGUGCAGGCCAACAGUUUGAUCGAAGACCAGAGCCAGCUUGAGUCUGGUUGUUUGUGCUCACACGAGUCAGGACCGUAUGGUACUUUUGUUGGCGUAUACGAUGGGCAUGGGGGACCUGAGACUUCGCGCCACAUCAAUGAUCAUCUCUUUCAACAUCUCAAGCGGUUCGCUUCCGAGCAUCAGACAAUGUCGGUUGACGUGAUAAGAAAAGCAUAUCAAGCAACAGAAGAGGGUUUUACGUCUCUCGUUGCCAAACAAUGGCCUACGAGCCCACAAAUUGCAGCUGUUGGAUCGUGCUGCCUGGUUGGUGUUAUCUGUGGCGGCAACCUUUACGUUGCCAACCUUGGUGAUUCGCGUGCCGUUUUGGGGAGAGCUGUGAGGGAAACGGGAGAGUAUCUAGCCAGUCAGCUGUCUGAGGAGCAUAAUGUGUGCAUAGAGUCUGUAAGACAGGAGCUGCAGUCGUUGCACCCUGACGACCCACAAAUUGUUGUUUUGAAGCACAAUGUAUGGCGUGUAAAAGGUAUUAUACAGAUUUCACGAUCAAUCGGCGAUGUAUAUUUGAAAAGGGCUGAGUUCAACAGGGAGCCUUUAUAUCCUAAAUUUCGCCUCCGUGAGCCUUUUAAAAUGCCGAUACUGAGCGCCGACCCGUCGAUAUCAGUGCACAAGCUAUUGCCAUAUGAUAAGUUCCUGAUAUUUGCGUCGGAUGGGCUCUGGGAGCACCUGAGCAAUCAAGAAGCUGUCGAUAUAGUUCGAAAGCAUUCUCGAAGUGGAAUUGCAAGGAGGCUGGUAAGGACUGCUCUACACGAAGCCGCGAAAAAGAGAGAAAUGCGGUAUUCCGACUUGAAGAAGAUUGACCGGGGUGUCCGUCGGCAUUUCCACGAUGACAUCACGGUAAUCGUGGUGUUCCUUGACUCGAACCUUGUCAGCAGGGCUAGCUUCGUAAAGGGUCCAAACGUAUCUGUUAGAGGGGGCGGAAUUAACUUGCCUACUAAUACACUAGCUCCUUGUACCACGCCGACGGAAUCCGGCACGACCUGAUCAUUUAUACGAAUACCGAGUAGUUUCUGAACCGAUACAUGAACCGAGCCUUCAACUCUUUUAAGGUACAAUGUAACUGCAUCUAGCUUCUGUGCCGGAAAACUUAGAACUAAAGAGUACAAAUAUGAUAAUCACCUGUGAUAGUUUCCCAAGUCUUUAUUUAAUAAUCGUCUCCUUUUCUUUCUUGGUGCACUUGACAUUGUUAAAUCUUACGGAAUCCGAAAAUGGCGGAUGGUUCCGUUCCGGUGAAUGGCCAACGAUGCCGGAAGCAAACUUUGUUCUUGUUAUAAUGUAUGUUUGUAGCGGAACAUGUUCCUUUGA